Drosophila ficusphila is the source of this 1454-nucleotide messenger RNA. RefSeq lists its product as uncharacterized. Bases 108 to 1454 code for a protein of 448 amino acids. Lineage: Eukaryota; Metazoa; Arthropoda; Insecta; Diptera; Drosophilidae. The transcript has 3 exons. The record is from RefSeq and is a predicted model, not a curated record.
UUUAAAUUCUCAUUUGACUUUAAACCCGGCUUAACUGUUAUCAACAAAAGCCAGCAUGAACUAAGUCAAUUAUACUUAAUACUUACAAUACUCGAAAGAAGCUAAGCAUGACACACGAAAGCAAUAAUGAGUUUGUAACCCUUACAGAGGUGGUACGUAAGCAGUAUUUGCUCUAUUUGGAACGGCAGCUAAAGGAGAACGUCUGCGCGUGGGCCAGCAAAUCCCGGAAUCGCCACAAACCCACUGCCUGGGCUUGCAUACCAGCGAGCUUGGAUCAACUGGAGGACAAGGCGAAACAGGCAUGCAUGGCGGCUCAGAUUUAUCAAAGAGCUAUGAUCAAGACGAUUGCCGCGGUGCGAAGGAACACCCAGGAGUGCCGCCUGGCCAACGUUGUCUUCGACCAAAUGCAGCUUUCAGCUGGAGGGGAUGAGGUUUAUGCCAAGUCAGGACAACUCUUGGUGGAUAGAGCCACUCAAACGACUGACGCGGAUGACCAGGGUGGUAAUGUCUUUGAAGGUAGCUACGACCUACGUCGGAAAAUCGAUAUGUUUCAGGCCAGACUUGAAGAGUCAGAAGAAGUAAGAGAGUCACAAAAUGAAUCGCUCUGUCGAAGUUGUCGCAGAAGGAAAAAUACUCGGGAACACAAACCUCAGGCUAGUCAAGGCUCACCUUUUUCUGAAACAGAAGAUGCAGUGGCUCAGGAGCUGGCCAUGCUGUUUGGCGAUGAGCCAACCGAUCUUAAUGACAUUUUUGGCAUUGAACCCACCGCCGUAAACGACGACCCGCAGAUCUCGGCCAUAUUGGAGGAAAUAGAGAACGCUGAACUGCCGAGUCCCAAAAAGUUUGAAGAACAACCCACAUCCCCAUCAGCCACACCUCCCAGGGAGCAACAAAUUAACAAAGUGGAUCUGCGUCAGAGUCGUUGGCCCUGCGAACUGUACGGACAGAAAAGGCAGCUUAAUGCCUGUCUGGUGCGCUUGUUGGAAGCCGACUGGCGCUGCGAAGAUCGCUUACGGUACAAAUUCCACCUGCUAUUCGGGGAGGAUAGCGAUGAUGAAUUCGCCACCGAGAUAUCCAGCCCCUCCAUUGAUCUAGUGGACGAAGUACUCCUGGCCAGCAGCGUGCUUCGCAUUCGACCGUGGAUCGUGCGACAUUUGAUGAGUCCCCUGGCAGAGGGUCUUAUUGCCAAUCGAUUUCUUUUCAAAAAGCUAGCGAAGAUGCUCGCUCACUCCAUUGUAAUGGUCAAUCCAUAUUGCUCCGAGCAGCAGAUUAAACGUGCUGUGGAGAAUUUAUUUUGCCUAAGACCAAGGGGUGUUCAAAGUGCGUAUGAUCUGGACGACCUACCGCCCUUGGAUGUGGACAAAUUUGAAGUUUGGCUUCCUUACGCAGAGAGUUGCGUAUUAAAUAAAGCCGAAUCACAGUCAAGAAUAUUUUGUGGUUUCUUUAAAUUAUAA